Molecule: messenger RNA, 459 nt
Organism: Capsicum annuum
Lineage: Eukaryota; Viridiplantae; Streptophyta; Magnoliopsida; Solanales; Solanaceae
Product: alpha-crystallin domain-containing protein 22.3-like
Exons: 2
Cellular component (GO): nucleus
Source: RefSeq, a predicted model, not a curated record
AACUCUCAGCAGCAUGCUGGGGGUCAGCCUGUAGUGGUUUUUUUCUCUGCUUGUCCAGCCAGAGAAGAGUGCGACAAUUUUAUAAAUCAUGCUAACGGCAGGGUUGCCCUUACUGGAUCAGCUUUUUUGGGAGAGGUUGGGUCAUUCAUGGGUUCAGUUGAUAUAGCUGAAUCUGAAGAUGCUUAUGUAUUCCGUGUUUCACUUCCUGGAGUUGAUAGGGAUGAAAAAGUCUUUCGCUGUGAUGUUGGACCAAAUGGGAGAAUUCUCAUAAGAGGGAUGAGCGUGACCGGAGAGAGGAAGGUUCGCAGGAAGAAUAUGGUCUCUAAGAUGCAAACUCAGAACUUAUGCCCACCGGGUGAAUUUACUGUUUCAUUCCAGCUACGAGGUCCAAUUGAUCAUCUAAACUUGUCUUGUAAUUUUGGACCUGACGGGAUUUUUGAAGGUGUUGCGAAGAAAUAA